Rana temporaria (common frog) is the source of this 3525-nucleotide messenger RNA. RefSeq names its product zinc finger protein 740 (gene ZNF740). Gene Ontology annotation, biological process: regulation of transcription by RNA polymerase II. Gene Ontology annotation, molecular function: RNA polymerase II cis-regulatory region sequence-specific DNA binding; DNA-binding transcription factor activity, RNA polymerase II-specific. The record is from RefSeq and is a predicted model, not a curated record. NCBI's taxonomy places the organism in Eukaryota, Metazoa, Chordata, Amphibia, Anura, Ranidae. The transcript has 23 exons. Gene Ontology annotation, cellular component: nucleus. Bases 974 to 1909 code for a protein of 311 amino acids.
GGAGUGCGCAUGCUCCGCCGUACCGGAAGUCCCGUGGGGAAGGUUCCGGAGCAGCGGGAGAAGUAGGAUCCGAGGCAAGUCGCGGAGGGACAGAGAGCUAUGGUGUAGGCCUGGAGUGUGUAGACUUCUUGUCGGAGUUGUGUGCAUGCACACAGAGCUUCAACCACAUUGCAAAGUGCGGACAAGAAAAACACUGGAUUUCUGACAGGAUCCACAGAGCUUUAACCACAUUGCGGACAAGAAAAAUACUGGAUUUCUGACAGGAUCCACAGAGCUUUAACCACAUUGCAGAGUGCGGACAAGGAAAACACUGGAUUUUUGACAGGAUCCACAGAGCUUCAACCAAAUUGCAGAGUGCAGACAAGGAAAACACUGCAUUUCUGACAGGAUCCACAGAGCUUUAACCACAUUGCAGAGUGCGGACAAGAAAAAUACUGGAUUUCUGACAGGAUCCACAGAGCUUCAACCACAUUGCAGAGUGCGGACAAGGAAACCACUGGAUUUCUGACGGGAUCCACAGAGCUUUAACCACAUUGCAGAGUGCGGACAAGACAAAUACUGGAUUUCUGACAGGUCCACAGAGCUUCAACCGCAGAGUGCAGACAAGGAAAACACUGCAUUUCUGACAGGAUCCACAGAGCUUUAACCACAUUGCAGAGUGCAGACAAGACAAAUACUGGAUUUCUGACAGGAUCCACAGAGCUUCAACCACAUUGCAAAGUGCGGACAAGGAAACCACUGGAUUUCUGACGGGAUCCACAGAGCUUUAACCACAUUGCAGAGUGCGGACAAGAAAAAUACUGGAUUUCUGACAGGAUCCCCAGAGCUUUAACCACAUUGCAGAGUGCGGACAAGGAAACCACUGGAUUUCUGACAGGAUCCACAGGGCUGUUAUGAACUGAUUUGUGGCAAGAGAUUUCAGAACAGAUUUGUGGCCCUCUCCCCUGUACUGAACAUUGACAAGUGACUCAAGAUGGCUCAUUUAAACAGAAACGCAUUACAGCGCCGUCUGCUGGGAUGUGAAGGAAUAUCGGGUUUGAGUCUUCUGCACUCGGCAGCUGGUAAAAAGCUGGGGAUGUUGAGUGCCAGCCUGUCACAUACCAUAGGAAACAAUGAAGGAGCAGAUGAUGGCGAUGAUAAUGUAGAAGAAAUAACUGAAAUCUCAGACACAGAGGAAGCGGAGACACAUAAAGAAGCUCCAAAGCCAAUCGUAAGGGACCAGCCUACUUUGGUUCCCAAAGUCAGCAAAAGCCACAAGAAGAUUGUCUUAGCAGAGGAGAACAGUCCAUACUCUCUACAUAUCCCCAAGAAUUUCAUCUGUGAGCACUGCUAUGGGGCCUUCAGGAGCAGCUACCAUCUUAAGAGGCAUUUGUACAUCCAUACAGGAGAGCGUCCAUAUGAAUGUGACAUGUGCGAUAUGAAGUUUAUUCAGAAGUAUCAUCUGGACAGACAUAAACGGGUCCACAGUGGAGAAAAACCGUACCAAUGUGAGCGAUGCCAGCAGGCCUUUUCAAGGACGGACAGACUUCUGAAACAUAAGCGGAUGUGUCAAGGAUGCCACACCAACAUUGCCGAGUCAGAAAAUCCUAAGGCUGUGGGAGGAACUUGGCCCUUGAAGACUGAGUUGGACAACACUAAUAUAAGGUCUGGUGCAAGUUUACCUUCAUACUCACCGGGUUACCAUGUUGACAGAGACAUGUUCAUUAGCACAGGAGAGCGCCCCUUUGAGUGUGACAUGUGCGACAUGAAGUUUGUUCAGAAGUAUCAUCUGGACAGGCACAGACGGGUCCAUAGCGGGGAGAAACCGUUCCAAUGUGAUCGAUGUAAGCAGGCUUUUUCAAGGACGGACAGACUCCUGAGACACAAGAGGCUGUGCCAGGGCAACCGUCCACCGAAUGCCGACAUAUAGCUGGUUAUGUAGCUUGUGGUUUUACCUGUCCAUUCAGUGUCCAGAAUUUUUGUUCACUCAGGACAUAAUUCCACCAGUACUAAAUCCCAGUUCUUGAGAGAAUUAUCUAAAGGGACAGAUGACUGAUAAUUGGGGAGAGGGCAUUUUAUCUGUGAUACAACAUUCUUAUUGAACGGAAGUCUAGAUGACUGAAUUUAUACUGCAGUCUUGUCCAGCCAUAAAUGGAAGAGUGAAAGUGAAAAAAUGAAACCAAGGACUAUUUGUGCUUAUUCAGGUAAGUAUUUUCCGCAACACUGGCGGAAAAAAAGUUGGACAUUGAUGUUGAGCACAAAUACAUGGAGAUUUCCGAGCUGAACUAAUAUAUUAUUAGUAUAUAACUUUACAGAUAAAUGAUAUCCCUAGGUUUUAAAGGUGGCUAUACAUUUAGGUCAGACCACCUACUGCACAUUGGCCAGUCUGAAAUCAAAUCUAUUUUCACAGGAUAUGUGUAAUAUCCAGGCCUCGCCCACCCAGGGUGAUAUUCUAGAUCCGUGAUGGUGAACCUUGGCACCCCAGAUUUUUUGGAACUACAUUUAACUACACUGAAGAGUGCAUGAGCAUCAUGGGAAAUAUAGUUCCAAAACAUCUGGGGUGCCAAGGUUCGCCAUCACUGUUCUGGAUCAUCAGGGGAACAGUAUGGAAAUGGUUGUAAAAAUCAAAGGCCGAACUGUUUUUCUAUAAAUGUUUACAUCAAUCUGUUAAAUCACAUAUUCUUUCUUGUCGAGAUGAACCAAUGUCCUGUAAAGGUCAUCACUUAAGAAAAAAAAAGGUGCAAGAAUUACUUGCCGGCAGCAGCUUUGGUUUUACUCCCUAACCAAAAUACACACUUGAAUGACAGCUAUUCUAAAAGUGCUCUCUGGACAUUGGUGAACAUUAAAUGGUUAAUUGGACCAAGCUGGAACCAUUUCCUUUACCAAGACAUGCAUCAGCUCUCUGCACUGUGUGUAGCCUGAGCUAUGUACAGUAUACAGCUCUGGCAGCAGGACGGAGAUGCUGUUUAUUCAGCACACACAUCCCUGCUAUAUCUGUAAAAUGGUCAAUUUGAGCCAAAUAAACUAAAGUUCACUAAAACCUAGAGAUCAGCCUUAAAGUGGUAUUAAACCCAAAAGCAAACCUUUCUUUAUUGCAGUUUACCAGUUCUUAGAUGUGAUGGCUGCAUUUGUUUCUUUAAUUUUUUAGGCUUUCUUUCUGUUAUUUUUAACAGAACAAGCUCUCAUGUAAAUGUAGCCAUUAGAGUGUGGAGACAAACCAUUUACUACUGAUGGGGGUGCUCACAACGAUCAGCUUUUAUUUGUUAAUGUAAAACCUUUAUCCCAAAAGUAAACAACUGUUGCAGUAUCUGCUUGUGUAACUGCAGUGUGAGCUCGAGUUUGGCUUCAGUUUGUUGGGUGGGCUAGCACAUUUAGAUAAACUUGCACUUUCCUCCCUCCAGACUCACAGUUCAGCUGUUGAGAGGUGCCCCUUCAUCCAGAAUGGAGGCAAUCUAAUACUAAAGGUGUAUUACUGGCCAAAUCACCAGGUGAAAACAGGUGGAAAAAAGCCUACAGAAAAUGAAUGCAGCCACCACAUCUAAUGAU